CAGCUACUUUACGAGAAUGUUCAAUAAGAGACUUUGAAGAUUCUUACAGUGAGACAUCUAACUGUAUAGAAGAUGAUGGUCUCAAUUAUUUACCUAAAGGCUUUCAAUCAAUUUUAGAGGUGUGUACAAACUGUGUAUUGAAAGAAGUUUUUACUAUGUGCUAUUAUAAAUUACAAACCUUGAAAGACAUCGCUGUUAAAGCUCUUACGCCAAUAGGAAAAUGUUUGCUCAAGUUUGACGACACAAAGGAAAAGUGUAUUUUGGAGAUAACUCAAGGUGUAAGAAAUAAGUGCAUUUUAUAUCUUCAUUCAUUUGCUUUCUAUAUCAAAAAGGGAACUUUCAUGCAGGCUGCUGAAUCAUCCAAAGAAUUCUAUAGCUGCAUCAAACAAACAGUGAAAACCUGCCCCGGAUAUGCACACAAUGAUAUCUUCAGACUCUACAAGAGAUUUGCAGGGUUGCAAAUCACGUCACAAUAUGAAGAAGGUAAAAUAUUGUUUUAUAAUUGAAGCGAAGAGUAUCAACCCCAGGUAACUAAACACUCUAAUUUUGCAGUGUUCAAAUCAUACCUUAAAACAUUCAAUAAUAACAAGCUUAAUUUUACCACUUAUCUAUAUCUUAAUGUUAGAGUACUUCUCUUAAGUUAAGCUAGCUUAUUUAUUGUAAAAAUGAACAUGUCUUUAGCCUUUCAGUAGAAUGAUAAGUUACAUAGUAAGACUGAUUUAAGUUU
Messenger RNA from Parasteatoda tepidariorum (common house spider), 727 nucleotides. The record is from RefSeq and is a predicted model, not a curated record. Lineage: Eukaryota; Metazoa; Arthropoda; Arachnida; Araneae; Theridiidae.